UCCAAUUCCACUUCAAUCUGAGUAAAAAAAUUACACUGGUCUAUUCCAUGAGUGAGAGAGAGUGAGAGGAGAAAAGAACAGAGAGAGAGAGAGAUAGGAGAUGGGAGGAAUGACGUCAUCAAUGGCGGCUAAGUUCGCUUUCUUCCCACCGAACCCACCAUCAUACAAGCUGGUCACCGACGAGCUCACCGGUCUCCUGCUUCUCAGUUCGUUUCCUCACCGCGAAAACGUGGAAGUACUGAAAUUGCCCACUCGAAAGGGGACGGACAUAGUGGCAGUGUACAUUCGACACCCCAUGGCCACUUCUACGCUUCUCUACUCUCACGGUAACGCCGCCGAUCUGGGUCAGAUGUACGAGCUCUUCAUCGAAUUGAGCAUUCACUUGCGAAAGGGAAAAUCAUUCGUAUUGUCAUCUGCUAAUGUAGUCUCAAGGAUCAGAAUCGAUAGCAACGGGCAGAUUUCUGAUUCAAAUGAACUUCUGUGCAGGUAUGACUAUUCUGGGUAUGGUCAGUCCUCUGGGAAGCCAAGUGAACAGAAUACAUAUGCAGAUAUUGAAGCUGCCUAUAAGUGUCUUGAGGAGAGUUACGGUACCAAGCAAGAAGAUAUCAUCCUCUAUGGGCAAUCCGUUGGAAGUGGCCCAACUUUGGAUCUUGCAGCCCGGCUGCCUCAGUUAAGAGCUGUCAUCCUGCAUAGUCCUAUACUCUCGGGCUUAAGAGUCAUGUAUCCUGUGAAGCGCACAUACUGGUUUGACAUUUACAGGAACAUUGACAAAAUCCCCUUGGUUAACUGUCCUGUACUCAUCGUUCAUGGGACUGCAGACGAAGUUGUUGAUUAUUCGCACGGUAAGCAACUUUGGGAACUGUGUAAAGAAAAAUAUGAACCCUUAUGGAUUAUAGGAGGGAACCACUGUAAUUUAGAGCUCUAUCCAGAGUAUAUCAAGCAUCUGAAGAAGUUCAUAUCAACAGUAGAGAAAUCUCCUUCACAUAGGUACAGUUCUAGGAGAAGUUUGGAGCAUUUUGAGCAGUCUAGGAAGAGUACCGAUGUUUUUGAAGCUUCAAGGAAGAGCACUGACCGGAGAGAAAAACCAAGGCACAGCACUGACAGGCCUGAAAAAUUGAAAAACCAGUCCAACAAUGCCGAUAGGCUAGAAAAAUUGAGGGUCUCUUUCGACCAAAUUGAAAGGUCUCGGAGAAGUGUGGAUUGCAAUGAAAAAUCCUGGAAGAGCAUUGACCACCAACUAGAAAGAGCUCGCAAGAGUGUUGACCAGUUGGAUAGAAUACGAACAGGAUAGUUUUUCAUGAUACAGUUGUAAAUUUUGCGCCUGGGUUUGAUGUUGAAGGGCCAAUUUAUGUGAGCCUCCUUUUAUUUAUGGUGUUUUGCCUUUUCAUCCUGCUUGGGAAGUUUUCUGAACACUAUUGCG
This is a messenger RNA of Ilex paraguariensis (yerba mate), 1420 nucleotides long. Lineage: Eukaryota; Viridiplantae; Streptophyta; Magnoliopsida; Aquifoliales; Aquifoliaceae. The record is from the annotation of a GenBank genome assembly.